Molecule: messenger RNA, 3954 nt
Organism: Rasamsonia emersonii CBS 393.64
Lineage: Eukaryota; Fungi; Ascomycota; Eurotiomycetes; Eurotiales; Trichocomaceae
Exons: 5
Coding region: 1-3954 (1317 amino acids)
Biological process (GO): mRNA splicing, via spliceosome
Cellular component (GO): U2 snRNP; nucleus
Molecular function (GO): U2 snRNA binding; protein binding
Source: RefSeq, a predicted model, not a curated record
AUGGCUCUGCAAGCGGCCCAAUUAGAGAAUGAGGUCUGGACCGCUCGACACGUGGGGAUCAGCGGAUUACUGGAACGCAAUCGGGAGAGGUGCAAUGAUCUGCCGUCAAAAGCUGAUCCCUCCAAGCCCAAAGUUGGCCUUCUCUCCCAGACAAUCAUACCAAGCCCGGCCAUCCAGCUGAUUCUGCCGGCCCGCUUGCGAAGCAAACGCCAGAAUGACGUGGUGUUUAUCGGCGAAAGAUCGAUCCAGCUUCGUGAGAUUGUUAUGGGCACUUACCUCGAGGAUGUUACCAUAAAAUCGGAUUUUGACGCGAACAUUGUUGCGGCCAAGGCCAUUCGAGCCUGUCCAGAACUACCAUGGGAUGUUCAGAUGAAAUUAGGGGCGCACAGUCGUUCACCCGAUCAUUCCUCAGAAGCGGAAGAUUCAUUACCCUCCCAGCUCUUGGUGCUCACUUUAGACUCUAAGGAACUGGUUUUCCUUUACUACCGCAACGAGCCUUCGCCCAAGGAUGGCCACUUUGUACAUUUUCGUCGGCCUUUGCCCUCAGAUGUCAGCAUUCUCGAGCGAUUUGGUCGACAUCUCGCUGUCGAUCCGAGGUCUCGGGCAAUCGCUGUCGCUGCUCCCGCCGACUUCUUUGGGAUUUUCACCAUGAAAUCACCCCAAGAGCUUCAGUCGCAGAUGGCAGAAGGAAAAUUAAAUCCAAUCGCAGAGGAACGUUUCUUUCGUGUCGACGGGGACAUUUUGUUUAUGGACUUCCUCUUCCCUGAAGCGGACGAUGGGGACAGAAUUAUUCUCCUUUUGUUGGUGGCAAAAGAUCAGCACACGUUCGCUGUGUGUUAUGACUGGGACUCGUCUGAAACACUACGACAAGCUCGCCCCAGAGUUACCACAAGGAAGCUGCCUGCAGAAUGCAGGUUGCCAAACAUUCUGGUUCCUUUGACCAAAGCAACGUCCUUUAUGUUGAUCACGAGCACAUCGAUGGUGGUGUAUAGGAAUGCGCUGGAUGCGAGAAUGAAAGGGCCGUCGAGUCGGUAUCCGAUUCAAUCGCCGGAGCGAGAUUCCCGUCUGUCUCCGUUAUGGACACGGUGGGCUAGACCAUAUCGUAACUGGGUCUACAACCAGCAGCAUGACGACAUCUACCUUUGCCGGGAAGAUGGUUGGCUUUUCUAUCUCGAAAUUGGUAAUAAAGGUGAGAUCGAGCAUCAGUCACAUCUUGGUCAACUUGGUUGCGAUGUUGAUGCUGCUUUCGAUAUUAUUGACUUCGAUUUCGAGGGUGGUGAUCUUCUCCUGGCUGCAGGAAACAUGGGUGACGGAGGACUGUUCAUCCAACGGGCAAGAGAACAUCCGAAAUGUGUCCAGAAGUUUUUGAAUUGGUCGCCUGUCUUGGAUGCUGUGGUUGUUCCCCCUCCUUCCCAGAGUGGCAGCCAAACAGGUGAGGUAACACGGAACGACACAUCCUCCAGUGACCGGCUUUAUGUAUGCUCUGCAUCAACAACCGGCCGUGGGGCUCUCGUCGAGCUUCGAUACGGCGUCGAAGCUCGAAUAGGCUUGAUUAUUCCUCUAGAGGAUCUGUCGAGCACCCGCUAUAUCUGGACCAUGCCGGAUUACGUCGAUGGCGGCACCUACCUUCUCACGUCGGAUCCAGUCUCCUCAACUCUUCUGUAUCUUCCCAGGGAUACAGGAGAGGAGAUUUACGCCAUGGAUGACUCGGACUCGGCCUUGGAUUUCUCUUCUCAAACUUUGGCCGCGGGAUAUACCACAACAGGUAUUGUUAUUCAAGUCACGAACAGCUCCAUCCAUCUCUCAGCUCCUCGCGAGCCGAACCUGAAUUUCAUUUUUAAUUAUGAGACCGAUCAGACUGUUGUCGCUUCCGCCAUUCACCACAAGCACGCACUUGUUGUGACAGCGACCAGGUCUCCCCAGGCAAUGCAAGUACACGUCGGCAGAAUAUUAUCAACCAAUAACACCCUCCAGAUAGAGCCUGUAGGACAGCCAGUCGAUACCAGCCAUGAGCCGGUAUCUGUGUUGAUCGAAGAUAUCGAAUCCGACGUCUACGUUUUCAUUGGUACCAGUGACGGUCACCUCCUCUCCUACCGUGUAGAACAGGAAGAUCUUUCACAAUUGGGCGACUAUGCCAUCAAUCUGAGUGGAGAUGACGUUUCCAGAGCAAUUGAAAGUAUUGCUAGAGUCAUUGCAGCCGGAGACAGCGGUCAGAAAAGUUCAACAUUGUUCUGCGGCCUUCGAAGCGGCGUUCUGGUUCCCUUUAGCAUAAAAACUGGAGAAGCGGAGAAUGAGGCUCCGAUAGAGCUCAGGCAAGGGAUGCCGCGAAGACUUGGUCAAACUACUGUCAGACUCGGCACCAACACGACAAGGCAAGAUUUUGCGUUGGUCACAUGUGGAAAUGGCUUUUGGCAUCUAUCACACAUUAACAGUCGUGAUUCGCUGGAUUAUGCUCUCCAACAGAUAUGGAUUACGGACCAAAACAAUGUAGCCAUCCUACGUUCAAAAAGCGUGGAUGUUUUCACUCUGAUCGAUGCGCAACCGAACCCGAGUCCUGACGGUCUAGCUGGGUCACUCGUCUGUAUCAGUGAAGGACAGCUUUUGAUCAGCACUCUGGACCGACUUCCCAGAACUGUUCCUCGAAGAAUCGAGCUACCAGGCAGUGCUAACAGAGUAACAUACUCACGACACCUCAGAAGCCUGGUGGUGGCAUACACCACGGUAGAAUUAGACAAUCGCGCGGACGCGGAACCCAUCAAACGCUAUCUGCGCCCUCAUAUUGAGUUCAUCAACCUGGAUGACUCUCAUUCGGGAGUGGGAUCAUCGCAAACUGCAGCCGGUAGUAAACACAUCUCUAAGCCCUGGAGACCAUGUGGAGCUGCUGGAGAACGGAUCACCUGCAUCCUGGACUGGACUCCCAAGCGUGAUGGAGUGGAAUAUCACUUCAUCGUUAUUGGAACCGCACGGAAGAAUCAAGAGGACAAUGGUCGUGUCAUCUUCUUGCAAGCACAGCGGAGUGCGGCCAAUCCCGAACAGAUUGAGUGCUCUGUGAAACAUAUUCACAGGUUCGAGGGGCCGGUUCGCUCCCUGGCUGCAUAUGGCAACUCGACUUUAAUGGUCGGCACCGGUUACGAUGUCGUUCCGCUGGAGCCGAAAUUUUCAGAAAGGCGAUGGGCCCGCGCAGCACGGUUCAGACUGACGUCUCCAGCGGUCUCCAUCACCGUUCGCCAGCCAUACAUUUACGUUUCCACGGCAAGAGAGUCGUUGGUGGUGCUCCAAGUGGUCAACGAUAAACUAGAACUGUAUGCCCACGAUGGGGUGAAACGCGAAGGGCUGUCGCAUUACUACAUUGGAGGGGAUGCGAAGUUGACGCUCGCCACCAGCAGAGGAGGCACGGUUAGUGCUCUCUCGGAGAUUGGUGUCACCGAGAAUGAUAAAAUGAUGUCGCCCGCAGUUGCUGAGGCCCAUUUGCCUCUAUCGGUUAUUCGGCUGGGACCAUGUUCAGCGCCUUCGCCUUUGCCAUCGUCUACCGCUGUAUACGGCACGACGAUGGAUGGGACGGUCUAUCGAAUAAUGACACUUGAAGAAAGAGAAUGGCGUCUUCUCCGAUUCAUUCAGAACUUGUGCAGCAAGGAUGCCACCCUAUCUCCGUUCCUGGCAGCCAGAAAGAAACGAUGGAUAUGGGCCGAUAUUGAGCCGACUUCUUCAAACAAGCCGUCUCACAUGCAUGUCAACGGUGACAUACUUGCCCGGCUACUCCAAUAUGGUUCUGACCAUCUGCGACACAUGUUGACCAGCGACACCCGUUCGCCUUCUUCGGAUGCCGCAACGUUGCCCCCGAAAUCGUAUAUGGAGCUGUUUUUGGAACUUGCGGGGGAUUUACUGGGCGAGACGUCAGAUCCCGUGUCCCAGGUCAUGGAUUGGCUGGGGAAAUUGCUGCAGUUUGGAUUUUGA